Messenger RNA from Sarcophilus harrisii (Tasmanian devil), 2378 nucleotides. It is a transcript of the gene NSA2, whose product is annotated as NSA2 ribosome biogenesis factor. The coding region runs from base 207 to 989 and encodes 260 amino acids. The transcript is spliced from 6 exons. The record is from RefSeq and is a predicted model, not a curated record. Gene Ontology annotation, biological process: maturation of 5.8S rRNA; maturation of LSU-rRNA. NCBI's taxonomy places the organism in Eukaryota, Metazoa, Chordata, Mammalia, Dasyuromorphia, Dasyuridae. Gene Ontology annotation, cellular component: nucleolus; preribosome, large subunit precursor.
CUUCCGCCCGGCCUCCCUCCGGGGUGAAGCGAGAAAGGAAGGCGGAGCAAAGCGGAACGGAAGCGCUGAAACUUCUGCUUUUGUCCGGGAGUUUUAAAAGGAGACCCUUUUCUUUUCCGGCUCGUGGGGAGGCUGUCGGUAACUGCGGAGCAUCUGAAGUUUGAGAACACUUCAGUCGGCUCUUCGACUGGCCCCCAGCCGUCAACAUGCCACAAAAUGAAUACAUAGAGUUGCAUCGAAAGCGGUAUGGCUACCGCUUGGAUUACCAUGAAAAAAAGAGAAAGAAGGAAAGCCGAGAGGCUCAUGAACGGUCAAAGAAAGCAAAGAAAAUGAUUGGUCUAAAGGCCAAACUCUACCAUAAACAGCGUCAUGCUGAGAAGAUUCAGAUGAAAAAGACUAUCAAGAUGCAUGAAAAGAGAAAUACCAAGCAAAAGAAUGAUGAAAAAACUCCCCAAGGAGCAGUGCCUGCAUAUCUGCUAGACAGAGAGGGACAGUCCCGAGCCAAAGUCCUUUCCAACAUGAUUAAACAGAAACGAAAAGAGAAAGCUGGUAAAUGGGAAGUACCUUUGCCAAAAGUUCGGGCCCAGGGAGAAACAGAAGUAUUAAAGGUUAUUCGUACAGGAAAGAGAAAGAAGAAGGCUUGGAAGAGAAUGGUUACUAAAGUCUGCUUUGUUGGGGAUGGCUUUACUCGAAAACCACCAAAAUAUGAAAGAUUUAUUAGACCAAUGGGUUUGCGGUUUAAGAAGGCUCAUGUAACUCAUCCUGAACUUAAAGCUACUUUUUGCCUGCCGAUACUUGGUGUGAAGAAGAAUCCCUCCUCCCCAUUAUAUACAACUUUGGGUGUUAUUACCAAAGGGACUGUCAUUGAAGUGAAUGUGAGUGAGUUGGGCCUUGUGACACAAGGAGGCAAAGUUAUCUGGGGAAAAUACGCACAGGUUACCAACAAUCCAGAAAAUGAUGGAUGCAUAAAUGCUGUCUUGCUUGUUUAAUUGACUAAUUGAAUGAAGUUCUACAUCUUUUAUAUUUGUUAAAGAUUCUACAACAUAUCAAAAAAAAAAACCAAUAGUUACUUUAUUGAACACUCAAAAAAAAAAAAACCAAUGACCACGUUUUACACAUUGGUUGUUUUGAUUCAGAAAAGAGAUGAGACACUGUUUUCUUUUAUGAGACUUUCCCAUUUAGGAAUGGUAAUUUAAAAAAAAAAAAAAAAAAGCUUGUAGCUACUUUGCAGAAUCCAUUGAAAUACUGGAGAUCAAAAAGUACCUUAUUUGUCUUUAUUCUUUCAGUGUUUUUCUAACCACUAAAGCCUUAGACUAAUAAAAAGACUUAUUAAACAACAAAAAAAGACUAAAAAGGGUUGUUAGGUCCUAGACUAACUUAGACUAGACUAGAUUAGAUGAUUAGGGAGAAUGAAAGCUUAGUUCAAAUUGAAUUGAUGUUUUUUUGCUUUUUAUGUCAUCUGACUUAAAUAGUUGAAAGGAUGAAAAUGACCACAUAGCUUUUUAUUUGGUUUGCAAACCAAUGCAUUAGUAAUAAUAGAAAGGAACAGAAACUGAGUUAGGAUGUGUUUAUUCAGCCAUACUACUAGGAAAAAACUUAACAGGACAAAAGAUAUUGUAUUUAUUUAUUGCCUUUUCAUUUUUAUUAACUCAUUGCUUUGCCAGGAUAACCUGGAGGCCAUUAUUCUCACAUAACUAUAAUACUAAGGCUAAUUUUUAUUAUAGAUAAUUAUUUUUUAAAAACUUACAUUUAUAAUAUAUUAUUUCAUGAGCUAUCUACAAUUCCAGGGACCUUGAAUUCUUUAAAGCUACUCCUUCAGAAUAAGUUCUGACAGGUUCUUCUGUGUUAGAAAGAAUGGGUACUAUUGGAGAUUGUCUCCAAUUGGAAGACCAACCAAAAGUGUUCAUGUCAUCUCAUCAGAAGCUCAUCUGAAGGUACAUUAUUUGACCAUGACUACCCAUUAAAGCUAUUCAGUUCUUCAGGGACAGAGGCAGAGUGGGGGAAAUGGGAGGAAGAAGCAGCAUAUCACUUAUCAAUAAUUGUUGGUACUUCAAAUGUUUUCAAAUGUGAAAUUAUCCACUGAAAUGCUAAAUGGACACCCUAAAUCAUAUUAAUCUAGUAAACAAAAAGGAAUCUGCAGCUAUGAAUAACAAGUAAAUGAAUUGGAUCAGUUGUCCUUUCAACAGCAAUAAGAAAAAUUUCAUGGGAUUUUUGGUUCUCAUACAAAUAAUAACUUUUAAUGAAUAACUGCAAAAAUGCAGUUUUUAUGUCAAUGUUUGUGGUCCCUUCAAUUUAAGCAAAAUGAGACUUUUUUUAUCUGAAUCUUUUAACCAACUGCAUGAGGAUAAAAAUUUGAUCUGUUCUAGGAUAACAUUUGU